Messenger RNA from Columba livia (rock pigeon), 1838 nucleotides. It is a transcript of the gene P2RX1, whose product is annotated as purinergic receptor P2X 1. The transcript has 13 exons. Gene Ontology annotation, cellular component: plasma membrane; nuclear inner membrane. Gene Ontology annotation, molecular function: extracellularly ATP-gated monoatomic cation channel activity; purinergic nucleotide receptor activity; ATP binding. Gene Ontology annotation, biological process: calcium ion transmembrane transport; response to ATP. NCBI's taxonomy places the organism in Eukaryota, Metazoa, Chordata, Aves, Columbiformes, Columbidae. The coding region runs from base 187 to 1359 and encodes 390 amino acids. The record is from RefSeq and is a predicted model, not a curated record.
GGAGCUUAUAGAAAGAGGAAACCCUGUCCUCGCGCAGAGAAGGAAACCCGACAGCCCAGAUGUGCACAGAGCAACGCCGGUAGUGUUGUUAUUAUAUUUUUUAUUAUUUUUUUUUUUUCUCCUCCUCUCUGCAAACAGAGGAGCUGCAGGAGCGGCAGCGGGCACGGCCCGACCCACGGCACAGCCAUGGGGCAGAAGUGCAUGGAGAAGGUGUCCUCCUUCCUCUUUGAGUAUGACACCCCCAGGAUGGUGCUGGUGAGGAACAAGAAGGUGGGACUGACCUUCCGGCUGAUCCAGCUCAUCGUCCUGACGUACAUCAUCGGGUGGGUUUUCCUCUACGAGAAGGGCUACCAGUCUCAGGACAGCAUUGUCAGCUCGGUCUCGGUGAAGCUGAAAGGCCUGACAUUGACCAACGAGAGUAUCAUGGGCCCUCACAUCUGGGACGUGGUGGAUUAUGUUUUCCCACCCCAGGGGGACAGCUCGUUUGUGGUGAUGACCAACUUCAUCGUCACGCCCGGACAGAAACAAGAAACCUGCCCAGAGCUGCCAGACGAUGGGUUCUGCACACAGGACAGCGACUGCAGCAAAGGGAAAUACAGCCGGCAGGGACAAGGCCUCAUGACGGGCAAGUGUGUGAAUUUUAACAGCUCUGUGAAGACCUGCGAGAUCUUUGGCUGGUGCCCUGUUGAAGUUGAUUACCACAUUCCCAAACCUGCCCUAUUGUCAGAAGCAGAGAAAUUCACUUUGUUCAUCAAGAACAGCAUCACCUUCCCCAGGUUCAAGGUGUCCAGGCGCAACUUGGUUGAGGGCGUUACCAAGCAGUACCUGAAGAAAUGCACCUAUCACAAAGUCACCGAUACCUUAUGCCCCGUGUUUGACGUGGGAUACAUAGUGAAGGAAUCGGGUCAGAAUUUUACAACCCUGGCUGUUAAGGGUGGAGUGGUGGGAAUCACCAUAGACUGGAACUGUGACCUUGACUGGCCCAUUCGGUAUUGUAAACCCAUUUACCAGUUCCACGGCCUUUACAAUGAUGAUGGAAACGUUUCACCAGGCUUUAACUUCAGGUAUGCCAAAUACUACAAAGAAAAUGGGACAGAAAAGAGGACGCUCUUCAAGGUGUUUGGGAUCCGGUUCGACAUUUUGGUGAAUGGCAAGGCAGGCAAAUUUGACAUCAUCCCAACCAUGACCACAAUCGGCUCUGGAAUUGGUAUUUUUGGAGUGGCCUCUGUCCUCUGUGAUGUGCUCCUGCUGCAUUUUCUCCAAGGACGGGACUAUUACAAGCAGAAGAAAUUCAAAUAUGCGGAACAGGAGCCUUCGAAGUCACAUAAGAAGCAAAAGGAGCUGGACAACGUGCAGUGAGAGAAUCCACACUGACUGAUGAACCUGCACCCUAUUUCUCCUCCUCCUCCUCUUCUAGAACACAGUCAUCAUCCCUUGUCACCAGCCUGCAUUAGCCAGGCGAUGGCGGGACAUGCUGCGAUGCUGCGGGUGGGUUAAACUUGUGUUGGGCAUCAGGGAGCCACGAAGGCACCAUCGGGACCCCCCACCAUCCCUGCUGCAGGGCACUGGGCUCUGCUGCCUUUGCAGGUGCUCCCAAAGGGCUCCUGCUGUGCCGGGGCCAUGCCAGGGCAUCCUGCACCCUGAAGCCCCUGGGGAGAGCAUUGCUGCCUCUCCUUCCCCAGCAGCACCCUUGGGCAGCUCCAAAUGAGGAGAAGGGGAGGGUAGGAGAGCUGGCAAAACCCAUGCCCAGACCCUCAGCACGGGAGAAAAAUGGUUAUUUUGUAAGGAUGUAUUUUAUUAAAAAAAAAAAAAAAAAUAAACCUUUAGUUUUUCUACUA